Molecule: messenger RNA, 3288 nt
Organism: Sander lucioperca (pikeperch)
Lineage: Eukaryota; Metazoa; Chordata; Actinopteri; Perciformes; Percidae
Gene: akap10
Product: A kinase (PRKA) anchor protein 10
Exons: 15
Coding region: 243-2093 (616 amino acids)
Biological process (GO): intracellular protein localization
Cellular component (GO): plasma membrane
Molecular function (GO): protein kinase A binding
Source: RefSeq, a predicted model, not a curated record
CAUCAUUUCCCACAAUGCUGCUGCCGCACCAGUCCGGAAGUAAGACGUUUAUUGACAAUAUGGCCACUGUGCUGGGUUUGGAUUUGGAGAAAACUGUAAUUUGACAGCACUCACCGGGGCUGCGAUAAUAACCCAUUUCCAUAUCAGGAGUGUACAGAACAGAUGCAUUUGAAUGAAGGGACCCGCGAAUCCACGGGAUGGUGUCAGUGAGCUGAGGAAACGUUCAGAGUGUGAAACCCGUCAUGUCGUUUUUCAAGAGGAAAGCCAAAAGCAAAGAACCUGAGAAAGUGACAGAUGCUAAAGUCAAUAGAGCUCCACCCAGCCCUCACUCUCCAUCACUUGGACUGAGGAACCACCAUGCCAUCCAGGAAGCUGCCGGGCCCAGCCAUGUGGCCAUCAACGCCAUCUCUGCCAACAUGGACUCCUUUGCCCGCGGUCGCACCGCCAUCCUCAAGAAACAGCCGAGCCACAUGGAGGCCGCACACUUUGGAGAUCUUGGUCAUUCCAGUGUGAACUAUCAGCCCCAAGAGGACCGCUCUCGGCUGUCAAAGACGGUGGAACAUGUCCUUCGGGACAACGUGGCGAUACCCCACUACAUGCAUUUCAUGGAACACCAGGGCGCUGACCACCUGGUUCGGUUCUGGUUGGAGGCUGAGAGUUUCCGCUCUACCAGCUGGUCGCGGGUCCGAGCGCACAGCCUAAACUCUGUCAAACACAGCUCCUUGGCCGAGCCCGUCCCUGCCUCCCCAGGUGGCUCAGAGCUCCCGGAGCUUGCCCAACACACAACCAAUGCUCUCACCCGGGACAGUAGCAGUGAACGCCUGGCAGCGCAUCCAGAGCAGCGGGACUCCUUCAGCACAGAAGCAGGCCUGAGACCUGGCACCCCUCAAGCAGGAACCCCCAGCAGGCAGGCCCCCUCCCAGACAGGGACUCCCUACAAGGCGCUGUCAAACAGCACCCUGCGAGACCUCUCAGACAAACUCAUGAAAAUUCUAGAGAAAGAAGCAGUUACCAUCUUCACCAAGUACAUCUCUCCAGACGCUGUGAGGCCCAUCCCCAUCACAGAACAGAUCAGAACCGACAUAGUUGCUAAGAUAUGUGGAGAGGAUGGCAUGGUGGACCCAAACUGCUUCGUCAUUGCACAGUCAGUAGUCUUCACCAUCUUGGAGCAACAGCACUUUAGCGAUUUCCUGCGGAGCCAUCAUUUCUGUAAAUACCAGAUCGAAGUGUUGACUAGUGGCUCUGUGUUCCUAGCUGACAUCUUGUUCUGUGAGUCAGCUCUCUUCUACUUCUCUGAGUUCAUGGAAAAGGAAGAGGCGAUGAAUGUACUGCAGUUCUGGCUGGCGGCAGACAACUUCCAGAACCAGCUGGCAGCUAAAAAGGGCCAGUAUGAUGGCCAGGAGGCUCAAAAUGAUGCCAUGAUCCUCUACGACAAGUAUUUCUCACUCCAGGCCACCAACCCUCUGGGCUUCGGCGACUCUGUACGGAUGGAGAUAGAGUCGAAUAUCUGCCGAGAGGGGGGGCCCCUCCCCGACUGUUUCACCACUCCACUCAGACAGGCCUGGACCACCAUGGAGAAGGUCUACAUGCCAGGCUUCCUGUCUAGCAACCUUUACUACAAAUACCUGAGUGACCUCAUCAACUCGGUGCGGGCGGACGAGUUUGUGAAUGUCAGCUCUCCGGGUCAGGGCGGGCCCGCAGACAACGAGCGUUCAAGUUCAAAUGCCAGCGAAGGCUCUCAGACUCAGCAAGGUACCAAAAGGGCAGCGAUCAAGAUCCUGAAAAACUUUGACGAGGCCAUCACGGUGGACGUCGCCAGCCUGGACCCUGAGUCCCUGUACCAGCGGCCAUACGCUGGAAGGAUGACGUUUGGGAAGGUGAAUGAGAUGGGCCAGUUUAUCAGGGAGGCAGAGCCAGAGCCGGACGUGAAGAAAUCCAAAGGUUCCAUGUUUUCUCAAGCCAUGAAGAAAUGGGUCCAAGGCAACUCGGAUGAGGCCCAGGAGGAGAUGGCGUGGCAGAUUGCCAAGAUGAUUGUCAACGACGUGGUCCACCAGUCAAAUCACGACAGCCCCGGCAAGGCCACCAAGUUAUGACCCCACUGAGGAACCAAAGGACUGGCACUGGCCAAGCCAGUGACAACCCGUACACAGGGUUCACCCUCCAAUGAACUGCAUCACUCUGAGAACGAACAAGGCAUUUUUAUCACACCCCAACUAUAAUGUGUGUGUGUGUGUGUGUGUGUGUGGCUGUGAGCUUGGGUGGGUGAUUGUUCAAGCAUGGGCUAAUGGAAAAGUUGAAGUACAUCAUUGUUCCAAUCUUCCAACUCCAUGAAACUUUUAAGGUACACGUGUAGUAGUCAAAGGUAAGGCAACUCUAAGCGCUCUCAUCAGAGUGGAGGAAGUCACUCCUGAAGAAAGAAAAAUAUACAACACACACACACACACACACACACUUGAAGAAAGCCGGCAUGAAGAAGCAGCAUGUCCGCCAGGACCAUCACUGCGUUGCUGUAGCCAUACUGUCUGAAAAUGUCUCUUAUCUCGGACCUAAGGAGGAUGUGACAAAGACUGAAGGACUGAAUUACACUCCCUCAUGACACUCCUCCCUACACCUUUUAUAACCAUUCCUUGUUUUUAGAUGAAAUUCCCUCUUAAGGGUCAGCCACGUAAGGCUUAAGCAGAUGAAAAUCAGCAUUGUACAGUUUUUGUACACGCUUCCCUCAGCCUGCCCAUGAGUGGUGUUGUCUGCUGUUCACUGGUGUGAGCCGUCCUACCUGGGCUGUUUUACGUACUGUAGAACAUUUGGAAAUGUGACAAUGAAACAGAAGAAGAGCUGAUUCAAUUCUUGGACUGGCUGACCUUCUAUAUGAACCUCCCGGCACCUUUACAGAGUGUAGAAGAAGAAGAAAUACUCUCCUAAUGAACUUUAAGUGCUCCAGUUGUGUUGGAAAACUCCCCAAAAAAAUGUGUAGAUUUCUGGUUUACCCCAUAUAUUAAUGUUAGUCCUUUUUUAUGGUGAUCGCUGUUUUAUUGUUUGUUUUUUUACUGCAUCACUGAAACAAACGUCAGUGGUGACCAGACUGUUCAACUGGAAAGUGCUCAGUGAGUUAAACCAUUUUUUUUUUUCUUUUUUUUUUUUUCUUUAGAGCCUUUACCAAGAUUUGGAAAAGAACCAGAAAAGACUCUUGGUACUAUGUACCACUAAUGUUUUCUGACAUGUAUGUAUGUGUACUUAAUCUAUAAUAUAUUUAAAUUGUGUUUGAUUUAAAUACAUAUAUUAUGAAAUGUU